Messenger RNA from Panicum hallii, 435 nucleotides. RefSeq names its product putative calcium-binding protein CML19. The record is from RefSeq and is a predicted model, not a curated record. Gene Ontology annotation, molecular function: calcium ion binding; enzyme regulator activity. The transcript has a single exon. Lineage: Eukaryota; Viridiplantae; Streptophyta; Magnoliopsida; Poales; Poaceae. Bases 1 to 435 code for a protein of 144 amino acids.
AUGGCGGUCGUGACAUCCGAGUUCAGCCGCGUGUUCUCAGCGUUCGACCGCGACGACGACGGCAAGAUCUCGGCAGCCGAGCUGCGGCUCUGCAUGAGGGCCGCGCUCGGCGAGGACGUGUCCGCCGAGGACGCCGACGACCUCGUGGCGUCCGCGGACACCGACGGCGACGGGCUGCUGAGCCAGGAGGAGUUCCUGAAGCUGGCGCAGCUGGAAGCGGAAGAGGAGGAGAGGUGCCGGGGGCUGAAGGAGGCGUUCGGGAUGUACGCGAUGAAGGGCGAGGGGUGCAUCACGCCGCUGAGCCUGAAGCGGAUGCUCAGCAAGCUCGGCUCGCACCAGGAGAUUGACGAGUGCAAGGCCAUGAUCUGCAGGUUCGAUCUCGACGGAGACGGAGUGCUCAGCUUCGAGGAAUUCAAGAUCAUGAUGGAUGCGUAG